AUGGAUUUUGAUGAAAGUUACGAUGUCGUGGUUAUCGGAGGAGGUAAUGCCGGAUUCUCGGCGGCCAUCACCGCAGCGCAGGCCGGCGCUCGGGUCUGCCUGCUUGAGAAGGCGCCCUUCGAGGACGCCGGGGGUAAUACGUUUUACACGGCCGCUGCGUUCAGAUGCUGCUUCGACGGCUUGCAGGAUCUGCUGCCCAACCUGUUCCAACCCGACGGCACGAAAGGCCUCCCGCGAGAUCUUGUUGAGAAGAUCGAGAUGGCUCCUUAUACGGAAUCGGACUUCCAUGCGGACAUUAAUAGGGUUACGAAAGGAAGAGCAGACCCGGCGCUUGCUGAUGUCCUCGUGGAGAAUUCGAGAGAAGCGGUUCAGUGGCUGAUGGAUCUCGGAGCCAAGUUCACACUUUCGUUCAAUCGACAAGCUUUUGUUGUGGAUGGCAAGUAUAAAUUCUGGGGAGGAAUGGUCUUGACCAUGGCGGGUCAAGGAAAGGAAUUAUUCGAGUUUCACUUGCAUGCUGCUAGGAAACAUGGUGUGAAUGUUCAUUUCGACUCCCCGGCAGUUGAUCUAAUAGCUGAUCCUUUAACAAACGGGGUAAUCGGUGUCAAGGCCUUUAGGGAUGGAAGCCUGAAGACCAUUGGCGCCCGGGGGGGUGUUAUAUUGGCCUGCGGUGGCUUCCAAGCAUCUCCGGCCUUACGCGCCCAAUAUCUUGGUCCUGGUUGGGAUUUGGCUCACGUCCGAGGGUCCAAAUACAACACCGGCGACGGCCAUGCGAUGGCCAGAAAGCUUGGGGCUAAGCUGGAGGGGAACUACUCGGGUUGCCACUCUGUCGCUUGGGACGCCAAUUCGCCCAUUGCGUCCGGAAGCCGCGUAUUGACUAACAGAUACACCAAAUCGGGCUACCCUCUCGGUAUUAUGGUGAACGUCGACGGCAGACGGUUUGUGGACGAAGGCUUUGACCUGCGCAAUUUUACGUAUGCCGUUUAUGGAAGAGAGAUCUUGAAGCAACCUCAGGGUAUAGCCUUCCAGAUUUGGGACGCGAAUGGCAGUAGGUUUCUGCGCGAGGAGGAAUACGCAGACGACGUGACUGUAAACCUGAGGGCCGGAACGCUCGGCCAACUUGCCGACAUCCUCGUAAAGAGGGGGUUGAAAGACAAGGCACAACUUCUCGAAACGAUUGCCGAAUUUAACGCCGCUUGUAAAAGCUUCCAGAAGGAAUGCCCGCCCGGAGCUAGGUUCGACCCGACCGUAAAAGAUGGCAUGUCGACACAGGGCAAGUCGAAAUCACUUGGGAUUGGCAAGACCAACUGGGCUUUGCCCAUCGAGCGUGGCCCGUUCCAGGCGGUAGAGGUGACGUGCGGCAUUACGUUUACUUUCGGUGGACUAGCAACUACACGUUCCGCCGAGGUCGUGAGCGAGGCUACCUUUCGGAAGAUAGACGGCCUCUAUUGCGCGGGUGAGCUACUGGGGGGACUCUUUUGGGAUAAUUACCCCGGUGGCAGUGGUCUAACCAUGGGCACUGUCAUGGGUAGGAUAGCAGGAAGAGAAGCUGCUGGUAGGAUAAAGACUUGUCAUCCUGGUGACGGUUCGAUACGAAAUAGUUAA
Daldinia caldariorum is the source of this 1602-nucleotide messenger RNA. Its product is annotated as FAD/NAD(P)-binding domain-containing protein. The transcript is spliced from 3 exons. Bases 1 to 1602 code for a protein of 533 amino acids. NCBI's taxonomy places the organism in Eukaryota, Fungi, Ascomycota, Sordariomycetes, Xylariales, Hypoxylaceae. The record is from RefSeq and is a predicted model, not a curated record.